This is a messenger RNA of Penaeus indicus, 2275 nucleotides long. Its product is annotated as homeobox protein Nkx-2.6-like. The coding region runs from base 142 to 1500 and encodes 452 amino acids. Lineage: Eukaryota; Metazoa; Arthropoda; Malacostraca; Decapoda; Penaeidae. The transcript is spliced from 9 exons. Gene Ontology annotation, biological process: cell differentiation; regulation of transcription by RNA polymerase II. The record is from RefSeq and is a predicted model, not a curated record. Gene Ontology annotation, molecular function: RNA polymerase II cis-regulatory region sequence-specific DNA binding; DNA-binding transcription factor activity, RNA polymerase II-specific. Gene Ontology annotation, cellular component: nucleus.
UGCCCGGAUAAGAACUGUGUUUCUCGACGCCCAAAACGAACGCGGAUAUUUUUUUCUUCUCUUUCGGAACCACAAGGAAGACGACUUCGAGAAUCAACGACCACUCAGAACGACCAGACCAGUUCGUGUGUGUUCUUCGGAAUGUACUUUCCGACGGAGACCAGGUAUGGCACUGACCUCCCGUCCUAUCCGGAGGUUGAGGAUGCUUGGUCUCACCCGAGCCUGCAGGAUGACUUCAGACUCAACGUUGACCGAACGAGACAGACUUUACCUACAGCCGGAAGCUCCAACUACUCUGAACCUCAUAAUGGAUUUGGCAGCGAGGGAACAACAGGCAGAUAUUGCUCGAGUUUGUGGGCUCAUACACCACAAGAGACCCCCGACUUCAACGUAGGCGUGGACAGCAGUUUCCCCUCGAGCAUCUGUUCCCCUCACGAAGUCCAGAAUCCUACGAGUCUGCAGGCCAGGACGCAGGAUCCCACAGAGUCUAGUUCUCAGACUGCCUUUCCUCCGUCUGCUCAUCUCUCUUCUUCUCCUUUGGCGAUUCCGGACCCGCGUUCCAUCCUCACGCAAGACACACCAGUGGUCAGUCCUCAUCACUUAGUGGACGUUAUUCCCCCUCAUAUAUCUCCGAGCCCUCAGCAACAACAACAACAACAGCAACAACAACAGCAGCAGCAACAGCAACAACAACAACACCAGCAAUUGCAACAACAACAACAGCAAGGGUUGUUGCCUAUUGUUAAGCAGGAGGAACCGGCGUCACAGCCUGAUUCUACACAACCGAGGCUUGAGGGUACAGCGGAAAGUUCAGAAGAAGAAGAAGACGAAGAAAGCAGAAGAGGAGGAGGAGGAGGAGGAGGAGAAGGGGAAACGAACAAUAAAAAAAGGAAGAGGAGGAUUUUGUUCAGCAAAGCCCAAACUUACGAACUGGAGCGUAGAUUUCGUCAGCAGCGGUAUCUUUCGGCGCCUGAGAGAGAGCACCUGGCGUCUAUUAUUAACUUGACGCCGACGCAGGUGAAGAUCUGGUUCCAGAACCACCGCUACAAGACGAAGAAGCAGAGAACCGACCGUAGCAUGGAGAUCACCCCCCUGGCCUCCCCCCGUCGCGUACCCGUGCCCGUGUUGGUACGUGACGGAAAACCCGUACCCGUGCACCACCCCCCUCCCUCCCAGUUCAACACCCCGCCCUCCUACCCGCCCUCGUUCCUCGACGUGGGCGGGUACUACCAGCAAGCGACCGCCCACAUGAGAGGCAUCGCUACCCCGUCCUUGCCUCACUCCACCUACGCGUCUAUGGGGAUGAUGUCCGCCGCCGCCUACAGUAGCCCGGGUCUCCAAGGGCAGUACGGUAGUCACGCCCUCACGCCCGCAGUCACUUCCGCCGCCACCCUGCACUACGCGCCGCCCCCCACGAUGACGGAGGCUCCUGACCCCUCCUUCGCCCCUUCGCAGUACACCGCCCCGGGGUUCUCCUACUCGGCGCAGACAUUAUCGUAGAAGAAGAAGAAGAAGAAGAAGAAGGGGAAGGGAAAAGAUAAGAUGGAGUUAGGAAAAGAGAUUAAGUGAGUGGUACUGAACUCGGUGACUGUGUGGUAAUAUGUUUUUAACCCUACAUUCAAUCUCUUUCUCUCUGUCUGUCUGUCUGCCUUUCUGUUUCUCUCUGUCUCUCUGUCACUCUCUCUGUGUGUCUGUCUGUUUCUCUCUCUCUCUCUCUCUCUCUCUUUCUCUCUGUCUAUCUGUCUGUCUGUCUGUCUUUCUCUCUCUCUCUCACUCUCUCUCUCUCUCUCUCUCUUCUCUCUCUUUCUUUCUCCUGCUCAUCACUGUCAACAGUAUUAGCUCCUUAAUCAUUUUGAUCAGGUUUUGAGUUUAUAUAUUUUUGUCUUCAUCAUCACUUUCUAAGAAAAAAAUAACAGUUAAAGGAAGUAAAAAAAAAAAUAUCCACUAUAAAAAGGAAUAAAAUAUAUCAUUGAAAUAAAUAUAUAUAAAGGUAUAGUAAAAGCGAUAUCAGUGUUAAUAAAUAGAACCACGAGUAACCCAGAUCACGUGAGUAAGCAAAUCGAUGAGUAAUUGAGUACGAGGAACUCCCCUCCCCCCCCCCCCCCCCCCCCUCUCCCACCUUCAGUGAAAGUAGAAACAAACAAACAAAUCAUUCAUAGGCAGAAUGGGGAUACAGAAGGGCAAUUUUGAAUGAGAAAGAAAACGGGAGUGUUGAAUGAGAGAGAAAACGGGGAAGUAUUGAAUGAUAAAGAAAACGGGGAAAUAUUGAAUGAGA